AUGUCUAAGGAGCUCAAGGUCUUCACACGCGAGGAAGUUGCUCAGCACAACAAGGGGGAUGAUCUCUGGAUCAUUGUCGACACGAAGGUCUAUGAUGUCACUAAGUUUAAGGGCAUGCAUCCCGGCGGUAUCUCGGUCUUCUUCGAAUCUGACAUCGCUGGGCAAGACGCGACAGAAGCGUUCUACGGUCUUCACCGCCAUGAAGUCCUCCUCAGGCCCCAGUACCAGCGUUUGAUCAUCGGUACUAUUAAGGAUGAAAAGCCGUCCAUCGAGGGGAACGUUCCCGGAAAACUCAGCAAGGUUCCCUACGCAGAGGUCACCGGUUUCACCCCUGGCUUCCACAGCCCAUACUAUAAGGAUACUCACAGGAAGUUCCAAGCGGCAGUGCGCAAGUUUGUCGACGAGGUUGUGACUCCUGAUGCCUUGGCGCGCGAGGAUGAUGGCAAGCGACCAAGUCCCAGCGUGAUCAACGCCAUGGCCGAAACUGGCAUUCUCGCCAUGGCCAUGGGCCCUGGAAAGCACUUGAAGGGCCGCACAAUCCUGGGCGGUGUCAUUCAGCCAGAGGAGUUCGAUCGCUUCCACGAGCUCAUCCUUGCUCAGGAGCUCACCCGUCCGAGCUGCCGUGGCUACCGUGAUGGUCUCAACUCCGGUGCUACUAUUGGCCUUCCUCCCGUCAUCCACUUCGGUCGUCCAGAACUGCGCGAUCGCGUCGUCGAGGAGGUGCUUUCGGGAAAGAAGUUCAUGUCUCUUGCCAUCUCCGAGGCCUUCGCGGGCUCGGAUGUCGCCGGCUUGAACUGCACUGCAACCAAGACUCCCGAUGGCAAGCAUUGGAUCAUCAACGGCACGAAGAAGUGGAUCACGAACGGCACGUUCUCCGACUAUUUCACCGUAGGCUGCAAGACCGACAAGGGAUUGACUGUCAUUUUCGUUGAGCGCCAAGAUGGCAUCGAAACCAAGCCUAUCAAAACUUCGUACUCAUCAACAGCAGGAACGGCCUACAUCACUUUCGAAAACAUCAAGGUACCAGUGGAGAACACCCUUGGCCCUGAGGGUGGAGGAGUAUUCGUCAUCCUCAGCAACUUCAACCAUGAGCGAUGGGUCAUGUGCUGCGCCGCUGCUCGGAACAUGCGCCUCAUCGUCGAGGAGUGCUUGAAGUGGGUGAACCAGCGGAAAGCGUUCGGCAAGCCUCUGCACUCGCAAGCGGUCAUCCGACACAAGCUCGCGGACAUGAUCGCAAAGACUGAGGCCGCUCAACACUGGUUGGAGAACAUCUCCUACCAGAUGGAACACAUGGACUACAAGCAGCAGGCGCAGCUCCUCGCCGGGCCCAUUGGGUUGCUGAAGAUGUUCAUCACGCGUUCCGCGCAGGACAUUGCGCGGGACGCCGUGCAGAUCUUUGGUGGUCGUGGGAUCACGAAGACGGGCAUGGGCAAGCACAUCGAACACUAUCACAGGACCGUUCCCUUCGACUCUAUUCUUGGUGGAGCGGAGGAUGUCCUGGGCGACCUUGGUGUGCGGCAGGCGAUUAAGAUGAUGCCGAAGAACUCGAAGUUAUAG
Messenger RNA from Epithele typhae, 1557 nucleotides. Its product is annotated as acyl-CoA dehydrogenase NM domain-like protein. The coding region runs from base 1 to 1557 and encodes 518 amino acids. NCBI's taxonomy places the organism in Eukaryota, Fungi, Basidiomycota, Agaricomycetes, Polyporales, Epitheliaceae. The record is from RefSeq and is a predicted model, not a curated record. The transcript has 12 exons. Gene Ontology annotation, molecular function: flavin adenine dinucleotide binding; acyl-CoA dehydrogenase activity; heme binding.